AUGAAACGACCAAGUGUCAAAGUUCUUCUUUCUGCAGCAGUUAUUCUCUGCAUCCUUUCAACAGCUGGUUUGAUAGCAUUGAUUGUUGUAUGGCAACAAAAACUAUCUCCAUUUCAAGACUAUGCCCUGGUCGUCGAUGCUGGUUCAACUCAUUCGAAAAUCUUUCUCUAUACCUGGCCAGCAGAUAAAUCCAAUGGACUCGGAGUUACAUCUCGUGUCACACAAAUCAAAUCCUGUAGUCCAGGAGGCGGUGCGAUCACGUCGAUCACUGAUCCAACUGAAGACAAUGUCAAGAGAUAUUUUAAUACGGCAAUGGUCGAUUGUAUGGAUUCGAUUCCAUCGAAUCGAAAAGGUCGAGCAUUAGUUUUUCUCGGCGGUACGGCCGGUCUUCGUUUAUUCGAAAUGAAAAAUGCCAGUUACACAAAUGCGCUAUUGAAAAGUACACGUCUUUAUUUCGAUACUCUCGGUCUUCUCUUCAAAGCACCUGAAAAUCAAGUUCGAAUCAUUAGCGGAAGUGAGGAGGGUUUAUCUGGUUGGAUAUCAACAAAUAUGCUUCUGGAGGAAUUAUAUAAAAAUAAUAUCCCAUCACAAACAUACGGAGUGACAGAUAUGGGAGGUGCAAGUACACAAAUAAGUUUUUACUCACCAAACGCGACCAACGAACGUUAUGAUAUGAGUUUAUUCAAUACCGAAUAUGAUAUUUAUUCUCAUUCAUAUUUGUGCUAUGGAGCUGAACAGUUUCGUUAUGUUUAUCUCGGUCGGAUAAUCAAUAAAGCUGGUGGUUCUGAAACAAUUUACGAUCCAUGUUUUCAAGAUGGAUUUUUUCAGAAUUUUUCUUAUAGUGAUAUCUUUACGUUACCUUGCGUUCGAGCUCAGUCACCACCAUCACCAGAACUCAAUAGAACAUCGACUUUUUCAAUCAUUGGCACGGGAAAUUAUUCUCAAUGUUUCGCGAAUGUACAACAAUGUUUGAAUACAUCAGAAUGUAGCUUCACAAGCUGCAGCUUCGACAAUGUCUAUCAACCGAAACCAAUCGAACCGUCACUCAAAUUUAUCGCUAUUUCAGCUUGGUAUUCAACAUUUAACAGCUUAGCUCAAAAUGUGACUGUGUCACCAAACAAAGAUGGAAAUUACGACUUCAAUACGACGAAACUUUCCGAUAUCAAACGUGCUAUUGAAGGGAUAUGCAAGCAACCAUGGGCUGUUGUUCCAAAUCCCGAUAAAUAUCGGCCAUUAUUAUGUUUCAAUUCUAUGUAUCAUUGGACAUUGAUGGAGUAUGGAUACGGAAUGAAUGAUGAUAAUAUGAAAAAUUUUCAUAUUAUCAAAACAGUUGGCGGUAGUGAGAUUGGUUGGACAUUAGGUUAUAUGAUCAAUCAAACAAAUUAUUUGGAGCCGGAAUAUCGACCAGCACGAUUAUUAACGAAAGGAGAAUUCGGUGGUUUAUUAUUUUUAUGCUUAUUUUUCCUACUUGUCAGUAUAAUCAUGGGUAUAGUGUCAAUCUAUUUUUGUAAUCGACACCGCAAUUAUCGACAAACUUAG
Messenger RNA from Adineta ricciae, 1539 nucleotides. The record is from the annotation of a GenBank genome assembly. NCBI's taxonomy places the organism in Eukaryota, Metazoa, Rotifera, Eurotatoria, Adinetida, Adinetidae.